AUGCGCGGGAUCUCAACUAAGUAUGCCAAAGAGAUAUUGGCUGGGCUAGGCUGUGUAAGAGAGACGAGGAGGCAGAGGAAGAGGAAGAGGCAUAGCAGCAUAAGAAAAGAAUAUAAAAGGGUGCUCGAUUGCUCCCUCCAAUACGGCUAUUCUCUUCCUCGUUAUCAUCGCACUAUUCCCCCUCUCCCCCUUGAUUCUUACUUGUAUAUAUAUACAUAUACAUACUCGUACAUCAUCAUCAUGAAGAACCAGCUCGCUCUCCUCGCCCUGGCCACCCAGGCCACUGCCUUCCCCACACUCGCCGGCCGCGCUGGCGAGAUUGUUGGCGGAGAGUCUGUCAAGAUCGAGGACUUCCCCUACCAAGUCGACCUGCGCGUCCAGGACAAUGCAAACUGCGGCGGCACCAUCAUCAGCGGGCGCUACGUCGUGACGGCCGGCCACUGUGCCCUCAACUACAAGGUUGAAGACCUCAGCAUCCGUGUCGGCAGCACCAACAACGGCGAGGGCACCUCGUACAAGGUCAAGAACAAGUACGUCCACCCCAAGUACACCAGCAGCGGCUACUCGUACGACGCGGCCAUCCUUGAGUUCGACCCCCCCAUCCAGUUCACCGACACCGUCAAGGCCAUUGGCCUCGCCGAUACCGAGCCUGCUGUGGGCACCGACACCGUGGUCUCGGGCUGGGGCUCAACCACGGAUGGAAACCCCUCCUACCCUACCGAACUCCAAGCCGUCCAUGUUCCCAUCUUUGACCACGACACGUGCUCCAAGGACUACGGCUCCAGCCCCCCCAUCACCGCUGACAUGAUCUGCGCCGGCUUUGCGGAGGGAGGCAAGGACUCGUGCGGUGGUGACAGCGGUGGCCCCCUCGUUGCUGGCGGCAAGCUUGUUGGUAUCGUCUCCUUUGGCGAGGGCUGUGCUGAGGCCAACUACCCCGGUGUCUACUCCAGCGUUGCAGCCUCGGAGAUCCGCUCCUUCAUCAAGCAGACGACCGGUCUUUAA
Molecule: messenger RNA, 1002 nt
Organism: [Torrubiella] hemipterigena
Lineage: Eukaryota; Fungi; Ascomycota; Sordariomycetes; Hypocreales; Clavicipitaceae
Source: the annotation of a GenBank genome assembly